AUGGACCUGAAGUAUGAGUUACUCAACACCACAGUGUUCUGGUUUCCCUCGGCCUCUCAGUUUGACAGCUUCUCCCCGGAGACUCUUACUACUAAUGCCUCCAUAAACAUCACAGGCCACCACUAUGACUUAACCAGCAAUGCCAUCCUCACCUUCCUCUACUUUGUGGUUUGCAUUGUGGGACUGUGUGGUAAUACCCUCGUCAUCUAUGUCAUUCUCCGCUAUGCCAAGAUGAAAACAAUUACCAACAUCUACAUACUCAACUUAGCGAUAGCUGAUGAACUGUUCAUGUUGGGGUUGCCUUUUUUGGCGAUGCAGGUGGCUCUAGUUCACUGGCCCUUCGGGAAAGCCAUCUGUCGAAUUGUCAUGACAGUGGAUGGAAUCAAUCAGUUCACCAGCAUCUUCUGCCUCACAGUAAUGAGCAUUGACAGGUACCUUGCUGUAGUUCAUCCCAUAAAGUCUUCCAAGUGGAGGCGGCCAACAACUGCAAAGAUGGUCAAUGUAGCUGUAUGGGUUAUUUCCCUUCUGGUCAUCAUGCCCAUCAUGAUAUAUGCUGGAGUGGCCCAUAAUCACGGGAGCAGUAGCUGUACCAUAAUCUGGCCAGAUGAGUCUGGUGCUUGGUAUGCUGGUUUCAUAAUCUAUGCCUUUAUUCUAGGCUUCUUAGUGCCCCUUACCAUCAUCUGCCUUUGUUACCUAUUCAUUAUCAUCAAGGUCAAAUCCUCUGGUAUCAGAGUGGGCUCCUCUAAGAGGAAAAGGUCAGAGAAGAAGGUUACCAGGAUGGUCUCCAUUGUGGUUGCUGUUUUCAUCUUUUGCUGGCUGCCCUUCUACAUCUUUAAUGUCUACUCAGUUUCUGUCUCAAUUGUACCCACUCCAGUUCUCAAGGGCAUGUUUGAUUUUGUAGUGGGCCUCACCUAUGCCAAUAGCUGUGCUAACCCUAUCCUCUAUGCCUUCUUGUCUGACAACUUCAAGAAGAGCUUCCAGAAUGUUCUCUGCUUGAUGAAAGUCAGUGGCAUGGAUGAAGCAGACAGGAGUGACAGCAAGCAGGAUAAAUCCAGGUUAAAUGAAGCCACAGAAACCCAAAGGACACUGCUCAAUGGAGACCUCCAGACAAGCAUUUAA
Messenger RNA from Gekko japonicus, 1119 nucleotides. RefSeq names its product somatostatin receptor 2 (gene SSTR2). Gene Ontology annotation, cellular component: membrane; neuron projection. Gene Ontology annotation, molecular function: somatostatin receptor activity; neuropeptide binding. Bases 1 to 1119 code for a protein of 372 amino acids. The record is from RefSeq and is a predicted model, not a curated record. NCBI's taxonomy places the organism in Eukaryota, Metazoa, Chordata, Lepidosauria, Squamata, Gekkonidae. The transcript has a single exon. Gene Ontology annotation, biological process: neuropeptide signaling pathway; cellular response to estradiol stimulus; cellular response to glucocorticoid stimulus.